Messenger RNA from Cryptosporidium muris RN66, 2424 nucleotides. Its product is annotated as DnaJ domain-containing protein. The record is from RefSeq and is a predicted model, not a curated record. Lineage: Eukaryota; Apicomplexa; Conoidasida; Eucoccidiorida; Cryptosporidiidae. Gene Ontology annotation, biological process: cristae formation. The transcript has a single exon. Bases 1 to 2424 code for a protein of 807 amino acids.
AUGCAAGACGAUUCUACACAAGUGGACCCUUAUGACAUUCUUGCAGUUAAUGUCUAUUCAAGCCAACAGGAGAUACGUAGCUCAUAUCGCAAACUUUGCAAAUUAUUGCAUCCAGAUAAGAUACACAACUCCAAAUUAAGUGAUAUUGAGAAUUCUCAACAACAAUUUAUAAGGAUUAAUAGAGCUUAUUCAAUAUUAUCUAAUCCUGUACUUAGAAAAUUCUAUGAUCGAUAUGGAUUUCAAUAUUUAUCUGUAGCCGAAGACGCUAUUAACUCAGCAACAUUUAAAGAUAAUAUACAAAACAAUGAAAGUAACUCAAUGGUUUUAUAUGAGAAUCAGCUUAAGAAAUUGGAAAAUAAGGUUAAACGUAAUAUAAGGACUAAUAAGAACAUAUCUGUAAAUAUUAAUUCACCUCAGGGAAUAGUAAUAAUUACCUACCUGACAUGGCCAUUUCUAUAUCAUUACCAAAAACCUGUAUAUGCAAGAAACAAAAGUCUACUCAUUAACUUACUACCAAUUACAAGCCAGACAAUUUCACAGAUAUCCCUUAGAUUUCCUAUAAGUAACUUUUUUAAGAAGAGCAAGGAAUCUACGACUUCACUAGAUAUUGUUUUAUUAAACAACUUUGUUCAUCCCAAUAAUUUUAGAAAAAGAGCUUCUAUUAAUAGCUCAAUUCACUACAUUCUUAAUAAAUAUUUUGGAAAAGGCAUUUCAUGUUCAUUACAUAUGGAUACACCUUAUCUUGGUAUUUCCCCAGUUAAAGGUGAGUGUAUUGUCAAAUAUCCAAUGACUGCAAUUGAGUUUGCCGGAAUAAAUCAAAUAGAUAUCAUUAGCAAUUCUCAAAUGCAAUUUAAGGUUAGUUUAGAGUGUGGAAUAUCAAGUUGCAAGGGUUAUAAUUUAACAAAUAUACUGGAAUCUUUUUCUGAUUCUGAUUAUGUGAUUGAGAAGAGAGGCUGUAUGGUUACAAAUAAAGUUGUUAAUAAUAAUGAGUAUAUGUUCCCUAAAUCUAACAUUCCUUUACUUGAUAUAUCAAUGGAAAAUCCAAUGAUACAAAUGACUGGAACUCAGUUGAAAUGGAAAUCCUGUUUAUCUUCAUAUGCAUCAACUAUUGAGACUAGUAUAGGACUUGGGAAUUAUGGUGGUGCUGAAGCUAAAAUUCAAACAGAUUUAUUGAACAUCGAAAGUAGGUUCCUAACUUGUUCCCAACGGAUUUCUACACUUUUCUUCUACUUAGCUGAUAGAUUUAGAUCAAAAAUUUCUACAUUACAAUCAGAAAUUACUUAUAGAUUUUUUGGAAAUAGUCCUGAAUUUUUAAUACAAACGAAGUGCACAAUUUUAACUGAGAAUCUAAACAAUUGGUCAAUUAAUCCUAGUAUCUCUUCAUUAAAUGGGUUGAAUCUAGAAUUAGGAUAUGAAUGGGGAUUUAUGGAUCAAAUCGACUUGGAAGACGAUGAUGAAGAUGAUAUCAGUAGCAAUUCAUCAAAAAAUCAAUUUAUUAAGGAAUCUCGUAUUUUUUAUGGAAUAUUAAUACAGAAUUAUUCAUAUCAUUUAAUGAUCAAGUAUACUAGGCACGGGCUUAAUUGGCAAUUUCCCUUCUUGCUAUAUAGCUGGAAACCUAGCAAUACUACUAGCCAAAUAUAUCCCAUCACAUACCAAAUUCCUCCUCUGUAUAAUCAAUAUGUAGAUCUAAAAACAAAGAAUUCAACUUUUCUUUUAGAGUUUAUAAUUAGGAAUUUUUAUAUUUUAAGUUUCCUCACUUCAGCAACGCUACUCCCUGUACUAGCUUUGAAGUUGAUUUCUUCAGAAUCAAAAGGAUUUCUACUAAAAUCUAUUGGCAGAACUUUAGAUUUCAUUAAUUCAAUAUUCUAUGUUAAUAGUGUAAGCUAUAGUAGUAAGAAAAUUUUUAGAGAACAAAGGACUACUCCCAAUUUUUGUGAGACUGAGAAUGGAAUUCCAGUUAAACUAGUAUCAUUGGAUUAUAUGUACAAACCUCUUGCGGAUGAAAAUAGGGCCAAAGAAGUAAGUUGUAGUGGAUUAGUAAUUCAAGAAGCAUUAUAUGGACCUAUUGAAGGGUUUAUUGAACUAUUAAGAGAUGACGGUAAUUCUUUGGAGUUACUUAAAAAUUAUGUUGAAAGCAUCAAAUAUAAAGUUCAGCCUAUUGGACCACAUCUAUCUCAAAUAGAGGAAAUUGUGAUCUUAGAUGUAACCGAUUUUCUAAUGGCUAGAGUAAAACAUUCUGCUAUUGAGUUAUCAUCUGUGACUAAAAAGGGACUUCUUUCAUAUGAUUCUAUUCUGUAUUAUAGAAAUUUGACGACUCAGGACUUUCUCUUAAAAUCUCGUUUCACACUAUUUAUCAAAUAUAUCUAUGGAAACAAAGUAAUAUCACGUUUUUACGAUGACUUAAGUCCUAUAAUUAUACCUUAA